Molecule: messenger RNA, 2015 nt
Organism: Folsomia candida
Lineage: Eukaryota; Metazoa; Arthropoda; Collembola; Entomobryomorpha; Isotomidae
Gene: CaMKI
Product: calcium/calmodulin-dependent protein kinase type 1
Exons: 10
Coding region: 153-1223 (356 amino acids)
Biological process (GO): protein phosphorylation
Molecular function (GO): calcium/calmodulin-dependent protein kinase activity; calmodulin binding; ATP binding
Source: RefSeq, a predicted model, not a curated record
GACGGCGGUGGUGGCUGGUGCUGCUGGUUGGGGUGAGACUGGACCCUCCAUUUCCACAUUUCCACCUGAUAGUCCGUACAGCCAGCUUCUCGAGUUCAGUCAACGUUUGUCACGCGAGGGGAAUAGUUAAAUAUUUAAUUCGGCAUUUCUCGAUGAUGCCGCUUUUUGGAAAAAAAGACUCUACCAAGAAGGCCAAGAAAGAGGGCAAGGACCCAGAAAAGCCCCAGCUAGAAGACAAGUUCGAAAUGAAGGAUGUCCUCGGAACGGGGGCGUUUUCUCAAGUUCGGCUCGCCCAGAGUAAAGAAGACCCCAGUGUUAUGUACGCCAUAAAGAUCAUCGACAAGAAGGCACUCAAGGGGAAGGAAGACUCCCUCGAAAAUGAAAUCAAAGUCCUGCGAAGACUGACGCAUCCCAAUAUAGUGCAGCUGUUGGAUACGUACGAAGAUAAAACUAGGGUCUAUUUGGUCAUGGAAUUAGUGACUGGGGGCGAGCUGUUCGACCGGAUCGUGGAGAAGGGGUCUUAUACUGAGAAAGACGCAGCCGACUUGAUAAAACAGGUGCUAGCGGCUGUGGAAUACAUGCAUGAUCAAGGCGUGGUGCACCGUGACCUAAAGCCCGAGAAUUUAUUGUACUACUGUUCGGACGAGGACAGCAAAAUAAUGAUCAGUGACUUUGGUCUAUCAAAAAUGGAGGAUUCUGGUAUCAUGGCCACCGCGUGUGGAACACCAGGAUACGUCGCUCCAGAGGUGUUGGCGCAAAAGCCGUAUGGAAAGGCGGUCGACGUUUGGAGCAUAGGUGUAAUCUCGUACAUUCUCCUUUGUGGGUAUCCUCCUUUCUACGAUGAAAACGAUGCAAAUCUAUUUGCUCAGAUUUUAAAAGGGGAAUUUGAGUUUGAUUCUCCGUACUGGGAUGAGAUAAGCGACUCAGCGAAAGACUUUAUUCGUAUGCUAAUGUGCGUCGAUACAGACAAACGAUUUACCUGCAGUCAAGCUCUACAACAUCCAUGGAUAUGUGGAAAUGCGGCCAAUAAAAACAUUCACGGAACUGUGUCGGAGCAGCUUAAGAAAAAUUUUGCAAAGUCCCGAUGGAGGCAACUAAUGCAUGCUAUCGCUAUGGUUCAUAAGAUGCAAAGGUUAGCACUUAGUACCUCAAACAGUAUGGACAUUGAGGAGAAGAAAUGUUCCACAAUCACUGAGGAGGAGGUGGAUAAUGGGGCUGCAUAAGCAUAAUAAGGCGAGAAGGCUUCCUCCUCCUUCGGGGAUGGGCGACACUCGAAUCUCGGCAACGAAUGGCUGCUAUUAUUAUUAAAAUACGUAAUUAAUUGUUUGCAAUAUCCUGGUUGAUAUUUCAAAAAAAACGGCAAGUUCCAAAGAAAGAAACUUUAACAGCGAUUUAACGGUGGUGAUGAUAUUAUUAGGUAUAUACUGCAACAUUCACACACCGAUUAGAUAUUAUCUGAAUCCAAUCCAUUCCUAUCUACUAAAUAACUACUUCAAUUUAAAGAGUUCAACAAUAUAACAAAAAAUGAAUGAUAUUACACUACCUUAUUAUGAUAUUUAAAUAUAAAGUAAAAGUGCUUUUAACUCUGAUUGCCAUUUAAGUAUGAUACUUUUACAACCAAGAUUAUUAUAUCCAUACAUAGGAAAUUUUCAUAAUAUGUCCUUUAAAAUAUGUAUUUAGUGCGUUACGCCAAAAAAACAACAACUUUAGUUUAGUCUUCAUUAUUCUGCGAUACUAGUUUCUUCAAAUAUUCAUCAUCAUGAUAUUAUUUUUUAUAGUCAGUCGCACACACACAUAUACACACUCAAUACGUUGACUUUCUAUUAAUACCGGGCUCACCGUUCGUUCUUGCUCGAUAUAAAUAUAUAAAAAAAAUUAUUAUAAAACGUAUUGGAAAAUUAGGAAAUUUCAAAGAAACGUAGGACAAAAUUUACAUCAUCAUGUCUUAUUAUUCUGUUAGUACGCGUUUAAGAGGCAAAUAAUAAAAAUAAUGGAUAUCAAAGUUAUCGAUCAAA